AUGGCAAAGCAGGACUCUACUCCGGAAGAGAACACCGGGGUAGCCUUAAGAGACCCGGCCAAGCUAGGUAGGCUUCGCGGUAAAGCCAUUGGGGCCGGGCCGGGUGCCCUCAACUCGAAGCCCGUUUGCGUAUAUGUUGGACUUGGCCAUUACCCUAAAGUGCCCUGUGGAGCCAACUAUGUCACCGCCAAGGGGACUGAACAGCAUGAUCUUGAUAAGCUAUUUUCUCGAGGUGUUGGGGUUCUUUCCCGCCGGACCGUUAACGAACCGAAAGUAUACAAACUGAAUCCCAACAAAGAGAAACCAAAUUUCCACACCUAA
Molecule: messenger RNA, 321 nt
Organism: Puccinia graminis f. sp. tritici CRL 75-36-700-3
Lineage: Eukaryota; Fungi; Basidiomycota; Pucciniomycetes; Pucciniales; Pucciniaceae
Exons: 3
Coding region: 1-321 (106 amino acids)
Source: RefSeq, a predicted model, not a curated record